UUUCAUAAACUCACAUAGUACAAUUGUGUAAUCCUUCGCUCAUGCAUCAUCGCUGGUGAAAAUCUGAACAGAAUCUGUUUUAUCUCCACUCACGGGUAGAUCUGACAGAAUACAGAAAUGCGGGCUACGGGAUUGUUGGUCCUUCUGAUCGUACUGUGGGAGCAAUCCCUCUCUCAGAAACCAAUGUUCCAGGAAGUUACACAGACCAUCCUUCCGACUGACAGGCUGCACAAUCCAACACAGCUCAACUAUGGGAUGGCAGUUACAGAUGUGGAUGGUGAUGGCGACCUCGAAGUAGUAGUGGCUGGAUACAAUGGGCCGAACCUGGUGUUGAAAUACGACCAUACUCAGAAUAAACUGGUAAACAUUGCUGUCGAUGACAGUACCUCACCUUAUUAUGCUCUGAGGGAUGUUGCUGGGAACGCUAUUGGGGUCACGGCCUGUGAUGUGGAUGGAGAUGGACGGGAGGAAAUCUACUUCCUCAACACAAAUAAUGCCUACUCGGGACACGCCACUUACUUUGACAAGCUCUUCAAAUUUCGUAAUGGUCGCUUUGAGGAUCUGCUCAGUGACGCGCUCAAUGUGCGCCGUGGUGUUGCCAGCCGCAUGGCUGGGCGUUCUGUGGCGUGCGUCGACAGAAAGGGAACGGGUCGCUACUCAGUCUACGUGGCAAACUACGCCAGCGGCAACGUCGGACCGCACGCACUCUUAGAGAUGGACGUGGCUGCCAGUGAUGUAGCAAAUGGCGUUAUCGCCCUGUCUGAUGUCGCUGUCACAGCUGGAGUCAAUAAGCUCACAGGUGGACGCGGGGUUGUGGUCGGACCCAUCCUCAGCGAUUCAAAGUCUGAUGUUUUCUGUGACAAUGAAGGAGGACCCAACUUCCUGUUCAAGAACAAUGGAGAUGGGACUUUCAUUGACAUUGCCAGGCAAGCAGGUGUGGAGGACAGAAACCAACAUGGUAGAGGAGUAGCAUUGGCUGAUUUCAAUGGUGAUGGGAAGACAGACAUUGUCUACGGUAACUGGAAUGGCCCACACAGGCUCUACCUGCAGGGCAGCAACUCAAAUUUCAGGAAUAUCGCAACUGCAGUAUUUGCCUCCCCCUCUCCGAUUCGCACAGUUAUAGCAGCUGACUUUGAUAAUGAUGGGACACUUGAAGUAUUUUUCAACAAUAUUGCCUACAGAGGCAAUGCCCCCAACAGGCUCUUCGGGGUGUCAAGAAGAGCGAAUGCUGACCCUUUAAUCCAAGAACUUCAUGUGGGAGAUGCUGCAGAGCCUCAAGGCAGAGGAACAGGCGGCACCGUGACUGAUCUCGAUGGAGACGGUCAGUUGGACCUUCUGCUGGCACACGGAGAGAGUUCAGCGCAACCAAUCUCUGUCUUCAAAGUCACGCAGGGCUCGACAAAUAAAUGGCUUCGAGUCAUCCCUCGUACACAGUUUGGCUCGUAUGCACGAGGUGCUAAGGUAACAGUCUUCACCAAGAAGAGUGGAGCUCAUACACGCAUCAUUGACGGAGGAUCCGGGUACCUGUGUGAAAUGGAACCCGUUGCUCAUUUUGGUUUAGGAAACGAUGAUGUGUCGGUGUUGGAGGUCUCUUGGCCUGAUGGUAGCUUCAUCACACGUGUCCUUCAGCCUGCCGAGAUGAAAUCUGCGGUGCAAGUAGCAUAUCCCAGGGACGCAGAAUUGUCUACGCUUGCCAAUGACACAGAGUGUGGUCAAGGCUUUACUGUGAAGAAUGGCCGCUGUAGAGGCAUCUGAGGAUGUUUUUCAUACGAUCCGCCUUGCCUUGCCAAGCCAUGUUUUUAUUCUCUACGAUGAGUAGUCUUCUAUUUUUUAUGUUAUUGCACUACGAAA
This is a messenger RNA of Hippocampus zosterae (dwarf seahorse), 1851 nucleotides long. RefSeq names its product cartilage acidic protein 1a (gene crtac1a). NCBI's taxonomy places the organism in Eukaryota, Metazoa, Chordata, Actinopteri, Syngnathiformes, Syngnathidae. Gene Ontology annotation, biological process: axonal fasciculation. The record is from RefSeq and is a predicted model, not a curated record. Bases 118 to 1755 code for a protein of 545 amino acids. The transcript has 14 exons.